Bombus huntii is the source of this 5782-nucleotide messenger RNA. Its product is annotated as carcinine transporter-like. The record is from RefSeq and is a predicted model, not a curated record. Gene Ontology annotation, biological process: transmembrane transport. Gene Ontology annotation, cellular component: membrane. Gene Ontology annotation, molecular function: transmembrane transporter activity. Bases 116 to 1861 code for a protein of 581 amino acids. The transcript is spliced from 10 exons. NCBI's taxonomy places the organism in Eukaryota, Metazoa, Arthropoda, Insecta, Hymenoptera, Apidae.
UAUCUGUCGCGGUUCAUUUUAUCCUUCUCUGUUGCGUGAACCAGCGGUUAGGAGCGACACUAAAUCAAGUGGGAAUGAAACUCGUUGAAACAACGCUAGACAUGGUAACGGAUCCAUGACUGUGCUUCUGUUAUUAUCAACGCCAGUAACGGUUAAACCUAUUGCAUGUGUCGAAAUGAAGGACGAGAAGAGUAACUCUAUAUUGCCCACUGAAGCGACUCGAUUGAGACCAAGAUUGGAAAGUUUCGAUGAUGUUCUGCCGUAUGUCGGUGACUACGGGAGAUAUCAAUGGCUGUUGUUAUUGUCGUUACUACCUUAUGGCGCGACGUACGCGUUUCUGUAUUUCUCGCAAUUUUUCAUUACUCCCACGGAACACUGGUGCAGGAUAGACGAAUUAGUAAACUCGAAUUUCACCGAAGAAGAGAGGAUUAAGAUAGCGAUUCCAGUGACGAACGUUUAUCCUUAUUACGAACAAUGUCAACGGAAGGACGUAAACUUCACAGAGCUGUUGAAGAGCGAUAAGAGCCUGAGCUCAUCGGGCUUCCAAACAAACAAAACGAUAAAAUGUACUCAAUGGGAGUAUAAUUUUACGCAGAUUCCAUAUCCUAGUAUAGGAACUGAGCUAGAUUGGGUAUGCGACCGAGAAUACCUCGUAUCAACGGCGCAGGCCAUCUUCUUCUGCGGAUCCAUCAUCGGUGGUUUCCUAGUCGGUUGGAUCGCCGAUCACAAGGGUCGUAUCCCAGCUUUAAUGUUCUGCAAUGGUAUCGCCCUUUUUGCCUCCAUUUUCACUGCCAGCGCAAAUAGUUUUUGGUCAUUCGCCGUCUGUAGGUUUCUCACUGGACUGGCGUUCGAUAACUGUAUCAACAUUCCUCUGAUUAUCGGUAAGCCUUCUACGAAGUACUACAACUACAUCGCAGUGGCCAGUACAAUUUUACCAUGGAUAGCCUAUUAUAUCGCGAACCGGAGAUAUUUUACUUACGUUACUGCCAUACCGCUGUUAUCUGUCGCUAUCACACCGUGGAUUCUUCCCGAGAACGCCCGCUGGUACGUUUCCAACGGGAUGAUGGACAAGGUUGUUGAGAAACUACGGAGAAUAGCUAGGAUCAAUCGUAGAAAUCCAGACUCGCGUAUUUACGAUAUAUUAGUUAGUAACAUGGAGGCACCGGACAAAAUUCAAGAAUCAGCGACGCUGCUCGAUCUGUUCAAAACGCCACGGUUGGCGAGAAACACUAUUCUUCUAGUUGCAUUCUGGUGUUUUACCCUGAUCUCGUUCGACGAUCACGUGUAUUCAUUAAAACUUAUCCAGAGCUCGGUGUUCGUGUCGUUCUCGAUCGCCUGUGCCACAGAACUUCCAGCUGGGUUAUUACUCGCCCUGUUGCUCGACCGAUGGGGUCGUAGACUCUGCGGAUUUCUCACGAUGGCAAUGACCUGUGUACUCAGUAUCGCUGAACUUAUGCUGCAUUCCAUGCUCGCGAAAUUAGUAAUGUCAAUAUUGUCGCGAUUCUGUCUGAACAUGGCAGCCAAUGUUGGUCUUCAGUAUGCAGCAGAACUUCUGCCCACGCCAGUCAGAUCGCAGGGCGUAUCUUUCAUUCAUAUUUUCGGAAUAGUUGCACACUCUUUGGCGCCAUAUAUCACUGACUCGGCUGCAAUUUGGGAGGGAUUUCCAAUGCUCAUUAUCAGCACGGUGUCCUUUUUUGGCGCUGCACUGGUUUUGUUCUUGCCGGAAACUGUCGGCCAGAAUCUUCCUCAGACUAUCAAGCAAGGCGAAGAAUUCGGAAGGGACCAACAUUUCUGGUCGUUGCCUUGCUACCAUAAGACACACUUCAAUGGACAUCAACACUAUCACUCCUGUGAACGAUAAUUAUCUGAUUUUUAAUAAUAAUUCAAUUAAAAAACACGAAGGAGGAUUCGUGUUUUUUUAGAAGUAACAAUAUUACAAGCGGAUCAGUCUGACGAUUUUUGUACGAGAAAAAAUCGGAACAUAUUAUUUUUCUAUUCUCCUACAUUAAUUUUUAUUUUUAUCGUUUACGUUUAAGAAUUUGUAAGCCUUAAUUCUAAAAAGAGCGAGCUUAGAAAUCGUGUUCCUAUAUAAUUUUUAUUAUUAUCUUUUAAGAGCUUUUAUAAUUUUAAUGCUAAUUUUCACUUGCGUUACGCACGUUCGAAUCGUUCAGCGGUUGGUGCUAAUUUGAUAUUCAAAGAUAUUACGUAGAAUAAUAUCGAAAAUGUUACGUAAAUUAAUAAUUACGUAAUUUAUUAAUUACGUAAAUAAUAAAUUAGGGAGAUUUAAAUUUUUGAUUCCUUUAAUGUUUUUAACAUUUUUUACUGGAAUAUAUUGGACAAAAUCUUAUUUAAAAAAAUAGUACGUUUAGAUAAUUUUUCUUUGUGAAAAGAAACAGUUUUAUAUCUUUUGAACGAUUAUCCACGUAUUUUUAACGAUUAUUUAUCUAUUCGUUAUAUUUUUUGUACGAUUUUAAAUAACGUACAAUAUUAAUAAAAUCCAAGCUUGAAGACUUUUUAAAUUAUUGUUAUAAUUUCUUCAGCACCAACUGCUGGACUUUUAUCUAUCUAAAACGAGUUGUACGUACAUUAAAAAAAAAAAUAACUCUAAUUGACUGUUUCUAUGGUUUAGGAAGAAGAAAAAAAGAAAGGAAAGAAUAUUGUAAGCAAAUCGUGCCAUCGUAUGACGAUCAGUGUUCGUCGUUGUGCCAAUAACAACGCAAUCAAUCUGAAGAAACCUAUUCAUAGUAUUCAUAAUCAUCACUCACGUAUAUAUUCGCGUAUACACUCACGUCCAUAAGAUUGAUUCACCGAAUAAAACUUCCAUAAACCUUAAUAUAAGAAACAAUUCUACUUUUUAUUUGCACACACAUCGACGAAUCCCCCGAACAAAAAUAAACUGCUAAAUAUCUCUAUAAUUAAAUACAUUAAUGCUCGAUGAUCCUCGUUCAUCGUUAUACGUCUAAUCUAACUCCAUCCUAUAAUUAGGAGAUAACGAUCACUUAUGUUACAAUGUAUUAACCCUUAACAGCCGAACUUAAUUAUAAUUAAUUAUAGAAAAUGAAAUGCUUCAUUAUACGGAUAUUUGAAGUAAUAUUCUGUAUUAUACAGGGUGUCUGGUAAUUGAUACUGUGAUAACCAGUGGUUAGUUAAUAUGGUUAAUAACCAGUGGUACAGAAUAAUACUAUGUGAAAGGAUCUGUUGAAAAUAUAGAACGAGAGAUUUUCGUACGACGUUCGAGAGAAUGAAAUUCUGAAGCUUUGUCAACUCGUGUUCACACGACAUUCACGAAACAUAUUCAAAAUUUAUUUUCUCGCAAAUACGAAGAAUCAUCAGUUACGAAACACUCUGUACUAUAUCACAUUAUUAUAUCACUAUCGUAUUGAUAAGAAAUGUCGAUAUUAUAACUCCUUAAGACUCCCUUAAUAUUUAUUUGCGAUUCAGCUUAAUAUGUAUUGGCCCUGUGUAAUUUCAAGAUUAGAAAUAUAAAAGAAUUCAUUCCUGAUUACGAUAUCGUACAUGAUUUACAAAAUCAUCGACCGUCAAGGAUUAAAUGAGAAUUCUUUCGUCCAGAAUUAUUUUCCAGACGAUCGAAUUAUUAUCCAUUGCAUCACGAGGAUCGAACUAACUUGUAGCCUUGAACAAUUAUGUACAGUUGAAUCUCUAGCGUAGGAAUAUUUCAAAGAAUCUCAGGUUUUGAGGAACGAUAGCUGAUAUUUGCAACGAACAAUAGUAUGUCUUUUUAAUCGGUAACUGAAAGCAGGGGCUAGUCUCAUAAGUACGCGAAUGAUUCUAACGAUCGAAUGAUUCUAGUUGCUAGAAUCAUUGUUUAAAGGUGGUAUAACGGAGAUUGUGCGCUUAAGACGAACAGGUCGGAGGAUCGAAAGGAACGAGAUUGGAAAUAUUCGCGUCUCUUCCCGAAUCAGAAUUUUACUAUUUCUAAUUGAACACGUGACGGAGUUUCGAUCUGUUUCAAGUAACAUUUAAACCUGAGUGUUACGCCGGGCGACUCUCUGCCUGGCCCAGGUCACACACCGCGGGCCAGACGGACACCAGAUGUCCGCUCUUCCGUACGGCGUACCCUCAAUAGCCUUAAGCAUCCGUCAUAAACCCGAGUCACUUGCCUGCUAAGGUCCUUCAAACAAACAUCUGUUUCCGAGGAAUUUCUCGAGACUAUUGUCUACCACGGCUUAACUAAGGAAAGUUGGUUUUUCGCACGUACGCCGCAACUGUCCUCCCACUAACCACUUUCUCUCGAGGGCGGUUGAGACCCUUCGUUUAACCAAUUAGAAACAAAGCCUAUUCCCUCACUCUCCUAAAUAACAUCGGCACCAACAAAUCCGAUGGUCCCGUGCGCUAGACACACCCACCCUUAGCUUUCCUCCGAGACAGCAUCGUCUCCCAAGACGGUACUGAUUUUACAUCCUUCGAGCGGGUAGACACACCCGCAGAUCAGUCACUCAUUCAUCUGGUACAUACGCACCAGUGUAACUGCCUUCGUUAUAAGUUGUGGAAUAAACGGUGAAAUAUAACUUACUAUACUGUGUCAUAUUCAUUCAACCACCUUUGUUAUCUUAACCGAAACAGAGGAACGACUACUUCGCGGCGUCGAUUCACCGAAUCGUAGCGAGAAUUUACGCCUCUCGCUGACGCGUUUUCCUCGCGACCGCGUCUCUCCGCGAACGGUCGUAACACUGAGCAUUUUCAAAAUUAACUCAUUAUCUAUCAAUUUUUCUUCUAAAAUUUGUAUAUAAUUCUAUAAAUUAUUUACUGCUUUUUCCAUUGGAUUUAAACAGAACAAUUUCGGAAGAAUGUCGAACAUUAUGUUAAUAUCCUUUGUAUUAAAAAAAAUUCCUGCUUAAAAAGAUCCUACAACUUUCAUUUUUUAAUCUCAAUUGGGUAUGAUGGUAGCUAAUGAACGCUUAGCAAUUAAUUGUUUUAAUGCAUUCCAUUUUAUGAAUGAUCAGUAAUUACGGAUUCAAGGAUACUUAUUAGAAGUAAUAUUCUUAUUAUAUCUAAAUAUAUCAAAUAGAGAUAUUUCUCGUAUUAAUACUGAAAGAUCAUAAAAAAGAAAAUAUCAUAAAAGAAUUUCAAUUUUGAUGUUUCAUUAGAAUAAUAUAUAUAUAUAUGUAUGUAUAUAUUUAAAUUAAAUAACAGAGAUCUCAGAGUUUUCAAAACAUUCAACGUGUUGAUGCAUAAAUGGAUGAUGAAAAAAAGCCACGUUGAUCGAGCGAACGCAAAAUACACUUCGGUUUAAAAGUCGAUCGAAACUCUCAUUUCAAGUGUCGGCGAUUUAUGAAUCACCUAUAUUGAUACAAAGGCGAUUCGUAAUAAAGCAGACAAGUUGAAAGCUUGACAAUGCGCGAAGACAGCUCUCUUUUUGUGUUUCGAGUCUCGUGGCAAUCCUUUGUUAUUCACGGUAUUUCAUAGUUAAAUCAAUUCAACUAGAGUAUUCCUUCAACGAGAAAAGAAAAAAAAGAGCAAGAAGAAAAAGAUAUAGAUCUUUCUUUUCGAUUUUUAAAGCGAAAGAUGCAUAAAUACUAUGGUAUAUUAUUUCCUUAUAUAUCGUUUCCUUUAAUACGUAUAUCCAAUACUGAAUUUAAUUGUACAUUUACAUAAGAUACUUCAAUCGUUUCUCAUUUCCAACACUUUACCGACGUUAUAGUACGCGAAAUAAUUACAUCGCAAUAUGUGAACGCAACGUACUUUAAAUGCCGUGUUCUUAAUUCUUUAAAUUUCUUCACAUUUUUAUACAGUCAUUCCAAUUAAAAAAAGAUACACUUUA